CAGCAGAGAAUCCAGGACAGAGAGAAAGAUGUGAAGGUGCUUCAGCAGGAGGUGGAGGCUAUCAAUGGCUCUGCUGAUAAAGCAGUGGAGGACAGUGAGAAGAUCUUCACCGAGCUGAUCCGUCUGAUGGAGAAAAGAAGGUCCGAUGUGAAGCGGCAGCUCAGAUCCCAGCAGGACACUGAAGUGAGUCGAGUCAAAGAGCUUCAGGAGAAGCUGGAGCAGGAGAUCACUGAGCUGAAGAGGAAAGACGCUGAGCUGAAGCAGCUCUCACACACAGAGGAUCACACCCAGUUUCUACACAACUACCCCUCACUGUCAGCACUCAGUGAAUCUACAGACUCAUCCAGCAUCAAGAUCCGUCCUCUGCGCUACUUUGAGGAUGUGACAGCAGCUGUGUCAGAAGUCAGAGAUAAACUACAGGAUGUUCUGAGAGAGACAUGGACAAACAUCUUAAAGAAAGUGACUGAAGUGGAUGUUUUACUGUCAGAACCAGAGCCCAAGACCAGAGCUGACUUCUUAAAAUAUUCAUGUGACAUCACUCUGGAUCCAAACACAGCAAACAAAUGGCUGUUUUUAUCUGAGGGGAACAGAAAAGCAAUGUGUCAAAAACAGUCUUAUUCUAGUCAUCCAGACAGAUUCACUAGAUGUUGUCAGGUUCUGAGUAGAGAGAGUCUGACUGGACGUUGUUACUGGGAGGUGGAGUGGAGAUGGGGAGGAGUUUAUGUGGCAGUUGCAUACAAGAAUAUCAGCAGAGCAGGGAGCUCAGAUGAAUGUGGAUUUGGACUAAAUGAAAAAUCUUGGGCUUUAGAUUGUAACAAAAACAGUUAUAACUUUUGGUACAACAAUGUCCAAACUCACGUCUCAGGUCCUCAGUCCUCCAGAGUAGGAGUGUACCUGGAUCACAGUGCAGGUAUUCUGUCCUUCUACAGCAUCUCUGAAACCAUGACUCUCCUCCACAGAGUCCAGACCACAUUCACUCAGCCUCUCUAUGCUGGACUUUUGUUAUUAGAUUAUGGAGCCACAGCUGAGUUCUGUAAAGUCAAAUAGUCAGAAGUCAUUUCAGGGACAGUGGGUUAAAUUCUGUGUUUUAAUCCUUAAAUGUCUUUUGUCUUUAUGUUUGUUGCUGAGAGCUGAUUGUUGUGGCAUUUCUUCACUGCACAGAGAUCAGCUGUCAGUCAAACAUUUUACUUUGACGUCUUCUCAUUAGUUGCUGUGUAAAUGUUUGAGUUUCUUUAGGUGGAGCUCCUUCCUGUGUCUGUUUAGCCAUGGAGGCUAUCACUGCUCAGGAUGACUUUUGUUCACCUGAACUGACAUUUCUCUGCAUGAAAAUGGAAACUUCUCUGAGCUCUAAAUGCUUGUUCAAUAUUUGAAUUGAUGUAUUAGAGAUUCUGAUUAAACCCACUGCUUAUGUGGAUGAAGUGAAUCUGUACCUGAAAUCAUUGAACAAGAGUCAUUUAACAGACUUUACUGAUGGGAUCUGUGAACAUUCUGAAGCUUUACAUGAUGAAUAAACAAACAUGAACAAAGUA
Messenger RNA from Micropterus dolomieu (smallmouth bass), 1529 nucleotides. RefSeq names its product tripartite motif-containing protein 16-like. The annotation marks the transcript as partial. Lineage: Eukaryota; Metazoa; Chordata; Actinopteri; Centrarchiformes; Centrarchidae. The record is from RefSeq and is a predicted model, not a curated record. Gene Ontology annotation, molecular function: protein binding. The transcript has a single exon.